AUGGAAGGGCGUCGACCCGAGCCUGUUGGGGCUCACUACGAUAUUGUGUUGAAUUUGGACAAGCCAGGCCGAGUAGUACCCAUUAGAAUUCCUCCUGACGACCCGUUGGCAGCAGAAUUGGUCCACUUGUUGAAAGAAUAUGAGGAUAUAAUUGCAUUUACUGUAGAAGAAAUUUCGGGAAUUGACCCAACCGUGGUGGUUCAUAAGCUAAAUGUGGACCCAAAUGUUAGAUCGGUCCGUCAGAAGAAAAGAAACCAUGGGGAGGUGAGAAAUCAGGCGGCUGCAUCAGAAGUAAAGAAACUGAUGGACGGGUUAUAUUGCUACAAGGUGAUGCCGUUCGGAUUAAAAAAUUCCCCGGCCACAUUCCAGCGUCUCAUUAACACUAUAAUUAGCAAGCAGCUUGGUAGAAAUAUUGAGGCCUAUAUUGAUGACAUGAUAGUAAAGAGUAAAAAACGGGCGGCACACAUGGCCGACCUAAGGGAAACAUUUGAGACAAUCCGUACUUACAACAUGAGGCUGAAUCCCAAAAAAUGUGUUUUUAGGGUAACUUCCGGGAAGUUUUUGGGAUUCUUGAUUGAUGAACGGGGAAUUGAAGCUAACCCAGAUAAAAUACAGGAAGUGAUAGACAUGAGCUCGCCAAAAACCGUCAAAGAGGUUCAGCGGCUCACAGGUUGCUUGGCUGCACUAGGAAGAUUCCUAUCCAGGGCCGGAGAUAAAUGCCAAUACUUUUUCAAAAGGAUUAAGAAUAAGUCCAAGUUUGAAUGGUCGGAUGAGGCAGAGGCGACCUUCUUGAAAUUUAAAGACCAUUUUCAUAUUCUACCCUGUCUCGUCAGUCCCUUACAAGGAGAGAACGCCGAGCCGUUGAAACUGCCGUUCACGAGAUUAGAGGCAGCCGGUUGCAUGCUGAACUGGGCCAUUGAACUAAAUGAAUUUGAUAUCACUUAUGAGCUAAGAAAAGCCAUCAAGGGGCAGGCGUUCGCAGAUUUUAUUGUGGAAAUGACAAGGCCCGUCUUCUCCAAAAACAAAAAGACUGCGUGGACGGCAUCCAAUAAUGAGGCCGAGUAUGAGGCACUACUCUACGGCAGUAGAAUGUGCAAAGCGGCAAGUGCUGAAGAGAUCCUGGAAUUAUCUGACUCUCAACUUAUUGUAAGCCAUGUCAAUAAAGACUAUGAAGCAAGAGACCCGACAAUGGUAAAAUAUAUGAAGGCAGUCCAUCAGGAAGUAGAGAACUUGAAGAGUUAUGAAGUAAGGAAGGUCCCUCGAUCAGAGAAUAAUCAAGCUGAUGCAUUGUCUAAAUUAGCUAGUUCGGCUUCUUGUGACACCCCACGUCAUGUAUUCUGGGAAGUAAAGGAUCAGAAGAGUAUUGAGCAGGCCGAGAUGACGGUUCUGGACAGAAAGUCCACCUGGAUGGAUGAUAUAAUCAACUUUAAGAUGAAUGGAGUCUUACAAGAUGACCAAAAGCAGGCAGCAAAACUCCAGAAGAAGUGCUCUUGGUUUGAAAUGUGGAAUGGAACAUUGUACAAGAAGUCGUACUCCCGUCCUCUACUACAAUGUGUGACGCCUGAGAAAGGGCAAGAGAUCCUAGAGGUUAUUCACCAAGGUUGUGCAGUUCACAUAUCGGGGGAAGGUCUUUGGCUGAAAAGGCACUUCGGACUGGCUACUAUUGGCCGACUUUGA
This is a messenger RNA of Spinacia oleracea (spinach), 1677 nucleotides long. RefSeq lists its product as uncharacterized. The coding region runs from base 1 to 1677 and encodes 558 amino acids. NCBI's taxonomy places the organism in Eukaryota, Viridiplantae, Streptophyta, Magnoliopsida, Caryophyllales, Amaranthaceae. The transcript is spliced from 5 exons. The record is from RefSeq and is a predicted model, not a curated record. Gene Ontology annotation, molecular function: nucleic acid binding; RNA-DNA hybrid ribonuclease activity.